This is a messenger RNA of Tinamus guttatus (white-throated tinamou), 1470 nucleotides long. Lineage: Eukaryota; Metazoa; Chordata; Aves; Tinamiformes; Tinamidae. The record is from RefSeq and is a predicted model, not a curated record.
GAGCGGUUCCAGGUGAAAAGCCCCCCCCACGCCUACAUCCAAAAGCUGCAGAGCUUCCUGGAUCCUGGUGUCACACGGAAGAAGUUCAGGCGGAGGGUGCAGGAGUCGACCAAGGUGCUGCGCGAGCUGGAGAUCAGCCUGCGGACGAACCACAUCGGUGUGUGCCCCUCUCUGCGUGCCCUCUGCACCCUGGUCUGCAAGGAGAAGCACCGCUUCGAGCGCCUCAUGGACUACUUCCGCAAUGAGGACAGCAGCAUCGACUUCAUGGUCGCCUGCAUGCAGUUCAUCAACAUCGUGGUGCACUCGGUGGAGGACAUGAACUUCCGCGUGCACCUGCAGUACGAGUUCACCAAGCUGGGGCUGGAGGAGUUCCUGCAGAAGUCGCGGCACACGGAGAGCGAGAAGCUGCAGGUGCAGAUCCAGGCCUACCUGGACAAUGUCUUCGACGUCGGGGGGCUGCUGGAGGACGCCGAGACCAAGAACGUGGCCUUGGAGAAGGUGGAGGAGCUGGAGGAGCAUCUGUCCCACGUAUGUGCGCGGGGCAGGGAUGAGCCCAGCGCGGGGCCAUGGCUGCCCACAGCCCCUCUCACUGUCCUGUCUCGCCCCACAGGGAAGUGCCCCCCAGCGCCACCGCUGCCCGGGGCUGCGCCCUCCAUCGCCCUCACCGUGGGGCUCUCCGCCAUCCGCAUCAAGAAGCCCAUCAAGACCAAGUUCCGCCUGCCCGUCUUCAACUGGACGGCGCUGAAGCCCAACCAGAUCAGUGGGACGGUGUUCAGCGAGCUGGACGACGAGCGGGUGCUGGAGGACCUGGACCUGGAGCGCUUCGAGGAGCUCUUCAAGACCAAGGCGCAGGGGCCGGCGCUCGACCUCGUGUGCGCCAAGAACAAGGCGUCGCACAAGGCGGCCAGCAAGGUGACGCUGCUGGAGGCCAACCGGGCCAAGAACUUGGCCAUCACCCUGCGCAAGGCCGGCCGCAGUGCCGAGGAGAUCUGCAGGGCCAUCCACACGUUCGACCUGGCCACGCUGCCGGUGGAUUUCGUGGAGUGCCUGAUGCGCUUCGUGCCCACGGAGGCGGAGCCGGCCGCAGUGUCCCUGGAGAACGUGCUGCUGGACGUGAAGGAGCUGGGCCGCGGCAUGGAGCUGCUGCGGCGCGAGUGCGCGCUGCACGAGCACGGCGUGCUGCGCACCUUCCUGGCCGCGAGCGAGGGCAAGCUGGAGCGGCUGCAGAAGGACGCGCGCACGGCCGAGGACGCCUACAACACAGUGGUGCGGUAUUUCGGCGAGAGCCCCAAGACAACCCCCCCGUCCGUGUUCUUCCCCGUCUUCGUCCGCUUCAUCCGCUCCUAUAAGGACGCGGAGCAGGAGAACGAGACGCGGAAGAAGCAGGAGGAGGUGAUGCGGGAGAAGAUGCUGGCACAGGAGGCUAAGAAGAUGGAGAAGCGCAACAAGUGGCAGCAGCAGGAGCUGAUC